This is a messenger RNA of Manduca sexta (tobacco hornworm), 3770 nucleotides long. It is a transcript of the gene PNUTS, whose product is annotated as serine/threonine-protein phosphatase 1 regulatory subunit 10. The coding region runs from base 464 to 3574 and encodes 1036 amino acids. NCBI's taxonomy places the organism in Eukaryota, Metazoa, Arthropoda, Insecta, Lepidoptera, Sphingidae. The transcript is spliced from 5 exons. The record is from RefSeq and is a predicted model, not a curated record. Gene Ontology annotation, molecular function: metal ion binding.
UAUUCUGAUUCCGGUCGUCAGCCAUUCACUUCCUUCGCUGGUCGCUCGUUAGCCGUGUGGACGAAUCGAUCGUCGCUUGCUGACACAGCCUGGAUGUCUGCCAUUUCAAGUGUCUUAUUUCUGAUUUUCGCAUAAUAUUAAAUGUUUUCAUUUAAAAUACUAGGAGUAAAAGAAUAAGGCAUAAAAUAUUAUGAGAAUAAGUCUAUUUUUAGAUGAUAAACGUAAUCAUCCUCAAGCAAUAAAAUAAUCACCAAUGUGAUUAGAAACUACAAAUUUUAUAAUAGUGGAACAAUAUUUUCACAAACUGAUGUUAUUGACUAAAAUUUAAAGUGGUUUUCCUUUGUGCAACAAUAUGUACAUUUAUAACGACGUAAUGAGCCGCCAUGUUGUAUUACGACCUUAGGGCGUGGCACAAGAUGCUCUGCUGUCCUCGUGUUAUAUUUUGAAGUACUGUAGAUAAACCAUGCCUCGUAUUGAUCCAAUACAAUUACUCAACUGCCUUAGCGUACUACUCUCCCCUCAUGGAGGCAUCAAAAGCAGGGAUGAAGUGCAAAGGCUUGCCCACCUGAUGACUAAAUUUUCCAAGAAGUUGGUGUCUAAGUGCAUUUAUGUUCAAAUUCUCAAAUGCACAGAAACUGAUUUGCUUGGUUUAUUUAUGGGAUCUGGUGGUUGGAUGUUGGUACACACCUGGCUUACUGAAAGUAUAGUUAUUAAAAACUGGCCGCUAGUACGGGAAUUAUUGGAAUUACUUUUAUUGUGCCCUGUUGAUAUUGAACGACUAAAAACAAACAACUGUCCGAAACUUGUUAAAGAACUAUCAAAGGACGGAAAUCACUUUGCUAUCAGGGCCCUAGCAUCAAAACUAGUUGAACAAUGGCUAAAAAUUGUAAAGGGUGAACGGGUUGUUCCUGUAUCAUUAGGAGAUUUAUCAUACAUAAUAUCUGAAGCCAAAAUUGAAGAUAAUUCUGAAACAGCUGAAAAACAUGAAAGUUGUUCCGAACAAAUAAAUAUUCAAGGCAGUUUGAACAAUUCAGAAACGAAAAUCAAAAUUGAAGAGAAUUCCCAAUCAGAAGUAGAAAAUGAGAUUCAAAUUUCUGACGAAGACAAAGUUGGGCUUGAAAGCAGAAAUAAUGCUGAAUCUCCUCAAGAAACGGAAGGAAUCUUAGUGUUAAAAUUUAGUUUAAAAGAUGGAAAACAAAUAGUGUCAACAAAAGUGGAUGAUAAUGAAAAAUUUUCGGAUACAUCGGAUACCGAAAAAUCAAAAGAUAAACAUAAGAGUAGAAGUAAAGAAAAAAGUAAUAGUAGUAGUAGCAGUAGCUCUAAGUCUAGUUCCAAACAUUCAAGUAGAAGUUCUUCAAGUGAUAAGCAUAAAAGUAGCCACAGAAGCAGUAGCAGCUCUAGUCGGCAUAACAGUAAAGAUAAGAAAAAAGAUAAAAGUUCACAUAGUUCUAAGUCUAAAAGUGAUAGUAGUAGGAAAUCUAGUGAUAAAUCUAGCUCCUCUGGUGUUAAAUUGAAAGAUGAGAGAAGUUCUAAAUCUUCAGAUAAAGAUAAAAAAGAGAAAGAAAACAAAGAAAAAAAUGAUAAAAACAAAGUAAAGUCAAUAGAAAAAUCUGAAAAUAAACCUCAAGUUCCUUCAAUACACAAAUUAGGUAAAAUUCCAAAACUAAGCGAUGUUAAAAGGGAGAAACCUUCGAUAUCUAUAGAAGUGAGAAAACCUGAUGAACCAAAACCAAAAACAGUUAAAACUUUCCAUUCAAAAUUUAGGAAACAUGGCCUUGAAGAAGAAGUUAAACCACCGCCUUCUAGGGCUUCUCUAUUGAGUAAAAAAGUUCCACCUGCAUUGCCGCCUACGGUUGCAAUUCCGAAGCGACCGUCGCCUGUUCAUACCGAUUCUCCACCGGAGAAGAAGCACAAACCGACAGAAAUUGUUGAAAAACCUGGAUCUAUAAAAUUAAUACCCCCUAAACCGAAACGUGAGUAUAUUUUAAAUAAUGAUUUAUUCAUGAAUAAUGUAAAUUUUUUACCUAUUUUUGCAGGUUCUCUACGAUGUUUGCUACUAAUAUUAAUUUCCUCAAGUGGAUAUAAUAAUCGUUCAGAUUUCGAUUUCUUCGGCGCUAUGAUGUUAUUGGAGAGCGAUAUGUUUAUGGAUGCUUUAAACGCUUCGGCUACUAAUAAAAAAGAACCUAAGAAGCGGAAACGACGCACCAGUGGGUCCAAAGAUGGUAAUGCACCCGGCGACGGAUCGCCUCCACAUACACCAACAACGCUUAAUAGCCCAAAUAGUGAAAAUAAAUCAGUGCCACCUAGAUUUUACCAAGACACUCUUGAAGCGGAAGAAAGCAAAGAAAAAGCUCAAGACAGGAAUUCGGACACCAAUGAAACUUUAGAUGAUAGUGUUAAUGAUAAAGAAACAGAAGAAAAAAUAAACGUUCCCGAACCUCAUACAUUGACAGUAAAUGGAUUAAAAGGUGUUUUAUGUUACCAUAAGAAGAAAGGUCCUAAAAAAAGUAUAAAGUGGAAACCAGAUUCCGAAUUAGAAGAAAUACAAUACUUUGAGCUCGAUGAAACGGAAAGGGUUAACGUUACUAAGACGUCAUUUACUGAUAUGAAAUACUUAGAAAGGAUUAAUGAAAGAGAAGCUUUCCAAAAAGCUAGAAAUCUUAGUAAUGACGACAUAAUGGAAGAAAAAACAAAUUGGAGACCUUUGAUUCUCGUUGAUGUUGAAGGUCAGCUCCAAGUAGAAUACGGUAAAAACAGUAAAGAAAAAGAUAUACAAGCUAUUCGCCAAAAAGGUACUUUACAGCCUUUAUAUUUCCAUAAAUCAAUGAUUCCCGAUACACCAUUCGAGCCAGAUCCCGAAACUCAUCAAUAUUCUGAGCCAACUAUAAUACCUUUAGAAGAUGCAACGGGUAAUCAAGAUAACAUAAGUGAUUUCCGCAAUAUGCCUUGGCCCGAACCUAAGGGCAAUGCACCCCCCGCGACAACAAAUAUAAGUGUACCACCUAUGUUUCCAAAUAACAUAUCACAGUUUCCAAACAACUUUCCUAAUCCACAGUUUCCAGGCGUCCCUGGAUUCCAAGGGCCAAAUAUUGUACCGGGAGAAUGGCAAAAUGGGAUGACACCUCCAAUGAUGCCAAAUGGUAUGCCUGGACCCAUGGUCCCAGCAAAUAUGGCUCCAAAUGUUAUUCCACCUGGAAAUAUGCCACCCAACAUUAUGAUGCCACCGGACAAUAUGAUGAUGGGCCCGGAAAUGUUCGGUCCGAACCAAAUGUAUCCAGGUCCACCCGAAAGCUUUAACAUGCAACAAAAUAUGUUCCCACUAGAUUUUAACAUGUCGGGACCACAGGGGCCAGACGGUUUUCCUGGUCCAGGAAAUUUUCGUGGGCCCAUGCGUGGCCGAGGUGCCGGGGGGUGGCGAGGUAAAGGACCGAAUAAUUGGGAUAAUGGCCAAAGAGGUAGAGGUGGAGCUCGUGGCGGACGAAAAGCUGUUUGUAUAUAUUUCCAGAGGAAAGGCUCUUGCCGCCAAGGUGACAAUUGUACAUUUUUGCAUCCUGGUGUAAAUUGUCCGUAUUAAGUUUUAUUCUGUAGGUAUUUAAUUUUAAAGCAAAUGUAUAUUUUUAUGUUUUUGUUACUAAUUUUAAGGCUAGAGUUGAAUACUCGAAAAGACUGGAUAUUGUACAUAAAUAGAUAAAGAUGUAAAUAUGUAAAAAAAAUAUUAUACAAUAUUAAAAUUAUAAAAAUACAGCCAUUAAAGGAGUUGUUUCUUAAAA